Oncorhynchus masou masou (cherry salmon) is the source of this 2496-nucleotide messenger RNA. RefSeq names its product C-type lectin domain family 4 member E-like. The record is from RefSeq and is a predicted model, not a curated record. The transcript is spliced from 9 exons. The coding region runs from base 1657 to 2406 and encodes 249 amino acids. Lineage: Eukaryota; Metazoa; Chordata; Actinopteri; Salmoniformes; Salmonidae.
CACAGUGUCUCCUGACCCCUCCUGUCUCAGUCUCCAGUAUUUAUGUUGCAGUAGUUUAUGUGUCGGGGGGCUAGGGUCAGUUUGUUAUAUCUGGAGUACUUCUCCUGUCCUAUUCGGUGUCCUGUGUGAAUCUAAGUGUGCGUUCUCUAAUUCACUCUUUCUCUCUUUCUUUCUCUCUCUCGGAGGACCUGAGCCCUAGGACCAUGCCCCAGGACUACCUGACAUGAUGACCCCUUGCUGUCCCCAGUCCACCUGGCCGUGCUGCUGCUCCAGUUUCAACUGUUCUGCCUUAUUAUUAUUCGACCAUGCUGGUCAUUUAUGAACAUUUGAACAUCUUGGCCAUGUUCUGUUAUAAUCUCCACCCGGCACAGCCAGAAGAGGACUGGCCACCCCACAUAUGCUCUCUCUAAUUCUCUCUUUCUUUCUCUCUCUCGGAGGACCUGAGCCCUAGGACCAUGCCCCAGGACUACCUGACAUGAUGACUCCUUGCUGUCCCCAGCCCACCUGACCGUGCUGCUGCUCCAGUUUCAACUGUUCUGCCUUAUUAUUAUUCGACCAUGCUGGUCAUUUAUGAACAUUUGAACAUAUUAGCCAUGUUCUGUUAUAAUCUCCACCCAGCACAGCCAGAAGAGGACUGGCCACCCCACAUAGCCUGGUUCCUCUCUCGGUUUCUUCCUAGGUUUUGGCCUUUCUAUGGAGUUUUUCCUAGCCACCGUGCUUCUACACCUGCAUUGCUUGCUGUUUGGGGUUUUAGGCUGGGAUUCUGUACAGCACUUUGAGAUAUCAGCUGAUGUACGAAGGGCUAUAUAAAUACAUUUGAUUUGAUUUGAUUUGAUUUACUAACUUCAACGUGUGUGUGUGUGUCUGUCUGUCUGUCUGUCUGAGUGUAUGUAUGUGCAGCGCUUGACUUAGACUGAAAUCGGUAACGGUACUCAUUUUGGGUGCAGGUACUGUAGGUGCAGGGGCUCCACAGUGCUUUUGAGCAAAUAUUCUAUAAGAGGAACGGGAGCUCAAGCAGUGUGCAAAGCUGUCAUCAAGGCAAAGGAUGGCUACUUUGAAGACGCAAAAAUAUAAAAUGUAUUUUGAUUUGUUUAACACUUUUUUGGUUACUACAUUAUUCCAUAUGUGUUAUUCCCUAGUUGUGAUGUCUUCACCAUUAUUCUACAAUGUAGAAACUAGUAAAAAUAAAGAAAAACCCUGGAAUGAGUAGGUGUGUCCAAACUUUGGACUGCUACUGUAGCUGUUAUUACCUUUCAACAGAGAGUAAAACUUGGACUGAGAGCAGAGCAGACUAUAUAAGGGGAGGAGCCGACCUGGUGAUCAUAAACAGUAGAGAGGAACAGGUGUUUCUAAACAAAAUGGGAAAAGAUGUGCACUUAUGGAUUGGUCUGACUGACUCAGAGAUGGAAGGGUUCUGGAAAUGGGUGGAUGGAACAACAUCACCAACAACGUUCUGGAGAAGAGGAGAGCCAAAUAAUGCUGAUGGGGAGGAGGAUUGUGUGGUAUUCAACAGUUUCAUUAAUCUGUCUUGGGCCUGGGAAAUGAUUCAGUCAUGGAAUGACCAGCCUUGCUCAGACAUUCAGAGCAUCGAUGAGACAGACAGCAUACAAGGACAGAAACGAUACACACAGUACCAGUUAUCAUCAUCAUUGAGAUAUGGAGAUAGAAGAGGACAUCUAUGCCAAUGUAGAGGAGAUCCGUGUGAAAGACUGUAAUGAUCUGGUUGCAGGUUACGCGACUUUACACCAGAUUCCACAGGCUGGAACAAGACUGAAGCAUGAGAAUCAGAACUGUCAGCCUUACAAGAUGGCUACAUUUUCCCUGGGCCUGCUGUGUGUUGUCUUACUGAUCACAGUCACAAGCCUCUCUGUGCACUAUGACAAACAGUACUACGGACUGUCCAGACUUCAGACUUCAUACAACAACCUGACUGAGGAGAAACUCCGGCUUCAGAGGUCAGUUUCAGAGCAGGAGAAGAAGAUAUCAGAGCUUGGACUCUGUCCUGAUGGCUGGAGGAGACACAGAUGUAGCUGUUAUUACUUCUCUAAUAACAGUAAAACUUGGAGUGAGAGCAGACAAGACUGUAGAGAGAGAGGAGCAGAUCUGUUGAUCAUAAACAGCAGAGAGGAACAGCAUUUUCUAAACACAUUGGGGAGGAAAAUGUAUUUCUGGAUUGGUCUGACUGACUCAGAGGAGGAAGGGAUCUGGAAAUGGGUGGAUGGAACAACAUCAACCACAACACAGUUCUGGAGAGAAGGAGAGCCAAAUAAUGCCCAGGGGGGUGAGAACUGUGCAGUCUUCACCAGCUUCAGCGAUACCCUGGGAAUUAUACAAUCAUGGAAUGACCAGCCUUGCUCAUUGCUUAUCCAUUGGGUGUGCAACUACACACCUAACGUGUCCUCCUAAUAGGCCUACACAUCGUGAUGGCAUCUGCCCACAGGAGAAUAUCUAAAUUCCAUUGUAAAAAAAAAAAACGAAGCAUCUCCUACAAGUUGA